Schistocerca americana (American grasshopper) is the source of this 732-nucleotide messenger RNA. RefSeq names its product REPTOR-binding partner (gene REPTOR-BP). Gene Ontology annotation, molecular function: DNA-binding transcription factor activity. Gene Ontology annotation, biological process: regulation of DNA-templated transcription. The record is from RefSeq and is a predicted model, not a curated record. Lineage: Eukaryota; Metazoa; Arthropoda; Insecta; Orthoptera; Acrididae. The coding region runs from base 143 to 505 and encodes 120 amino acids. The transcript has 4 exons. Gene Ontology annotation, cellular component: nucleus.
UACACAUAUCUCUGUGUUAAAACGUCACGCUUAUGAGAAAGAUAUUUGUUGUCUUUGUAGUUUUGACAUAUGAAUUAAGUGUUCUUUGUUGUUACUUUAGUUACAUGUUCUGUCAUAGUGACAUUCGGUAAUGUGUAUAUGAAUGGAUUUCGAGGAGAAAUAUCUGGACCACCAAGAAAAUGAUGAAAUGGAAAUGAAUCGGUGUGAACGUAAAGAAGGUGGUAAGCGUGGUCGGAAGCCUGGUAGGAAAUCAAGUGACAAAAUUGAUGUGAAAGCAAAAUUAGAGCGAAGCAGACAAAGUGCAAGAGAAUGUAGAGCAAGGAAAAAAUUAAGAUACCAGUACUUAGAAGAACUUGUGGCUGACCGGGAAAAGGCUGUUCUAGCACUGCGGAAGGAACUUGAAAAGUAUAGAUUGUGGGGAAAGGAACUAGAUGAAGGCCGUAUGCCAGAGGGCAUGCAGGUACUUCUGGAGGAAAUUGGAGCUGUGAAACAAGAAAAGUGUUGAACUUCAGUAUGGACACAAUUUUGAGUAUUGUGUAUCUUUUUUGUACAUAUAAAUGCAUGAUGGAGAAUUUUUAUGUGAAAAUUAUAUAAAUGUAGUUUUCAGUUUUUGAAUGUUGAUAUGUUCUGUACAUAUUGUUGUGUAAAUCUGUCCACUGUACUCAAAAGAAUGUUAAUGUGUAAAGAUAUAUGUAACAUGAUGGAGCAUAUUAUCUACAGAAAAAUAACCAA